Messenger RNA from Rubroshorea leprosula, 1763 nucleotides. The record is from the annotation of a GenBank genome assembly. NCBI's taxonomy places the organism in Eukaryota, Viridiplantae, Streptophyta, Magnoliopsida, Malvales, Dipterocarpaceae.
AUUCGUCACAUCCCUUGUAAUUUUGCACCCAUUUUCUCCCUUCUCCCCACUCUACACCAUAUGGCUAUGUUCAAUUCUUCCUUCUCCAACCCAUCUGGGUUUGGUGCUUCGGAUUCUAAAUUUCGUUUUCUCAACUCAAACCUUGGGUCUGGCCUUAAUGGGGUUGUUAAUGGGAACGACUUGAUUAAUUCUAGUAUUCCUCGUCCUUCUAGUCCUACCACUGGACUACUUCUACCACAAAACAACCCGUUCCAAAGCAACCAGUAUCCUACGUUUCAUUUUGGCAGUGGCACUAGCAGUGCCCAGCUUGCUAUGACGACUGGGGUUAGAAUGCCAUACAUUGGACAGCCAAGGGUUAGUGUUCACACACUUGCCGAUCGUUGUAAUCAUCAGUACUAUCCAGGUCUGACCGAGGUCUAUAUAACGGAGGUGAAAACCACUAGGUUUCUUACGCCAACUUCCACUGCAGACCGCCUUCUGCAUCUGCAACCUUCUGGCAUAAGUCGCGGGGAGGCUCUUUAUGAGUACUCCACGUCCACGGCCAACCGCCUUCAGUUGGCUCUGGCUCGUCGUGACAAUAAUUAUAAUUCUAUGAGAAAUGAGCCCAGGAGCCAAUCCAUGUUAGCCAGCUCUUCGAACGUCCAACGUAAUUUUCAUCAAUUUCUUGGUUCAAUUCCGGGCAUGGAUGAUCCGCCUUUGACUAGACAGGCGCUGGUGAACCAAAAUUUUAAUAAUCGACUGUCAGUCAUGGACAACCGGUCUUUGGGACUAGUACCAAAAGAAGUUCUUGAUCCAGAGCCAGUAAGUGUCUACGUCCCUGAAGAUCAUCCUGGAGGUCAACAAAUCUCAGGCAAUAUCGAGCUUCUAGAAAUUGAGCAGAAGCCUAAUGUGGCCGGGGCUGGUGGUCCUAGCAACAGGAUGAACGGAGAAUCUAGCCAGCAGGUGGAAGAGGUUGAUGAAUCUGAUGAUAAUAGUGUUGGAUAUGAUGGAAGGACACAUGGUAUUUCUUACGGGCUGUAUGGUCCAUACAAGUGCCCUAAAUGUUGGCGCAUCUUCCCUACAUCCCAACAUUUUGCAUCUCAUACGUUGACGCACUACAGGAAUGAAGAAACUGCUGAGCAAAAGAGGAAAAGACUUGAGGCAAGGAGCAGAGGUUUACGUUUCCGUAUCACUGAAACCACUGAUGGACUCUCUGUCUGUCCUGACGAGGAAGAAAUGAAGAGGUUGAACAAGAGGGGAAGGCAGGCUGCUUCAGGAAAUUAAAAGGAGAUAUAUAGUUGUGAAGGUUGAUCAGGAGAGUGGAGCUCAGAAUAAGAUUGGAAAUGUAGGCCGUUCAUGAUCAUGGGGCAACAACUUUGGUUUUAAGAUCAAGCAGGAAAACAAAAUUUAAUUUCUUUCAUUUAGGAAAAAAGUUUAGUAUCUGUUAGUCAAGUUUUGGAUUUUCCCUUUUUUUCGUAUCAUCAUUUUGAUAUGAUAAGAACUAUGAAUGAAAUUAUUUAUGAAUAUGAAUCUCUAUGGCAAACAUUUUCUGGGAUGAAUUAUCUUUUUAGUCCCCAAGUCUGUAUAGAAGUGAAAUUUGAUCUUCAACAUUCACUUUUGCUGGUUUCAUGGCCUCACAGUUAUGUUAUGUGACCUUGUCUUGAAAAAAGUCUAUACCUUGACCAGUUAUCCUCUCUUAAGUCCUGACAGAAAAUGUAUUUUGUGCAAAAAAGUUUAAUUACCUUGUAUAAUCUUUGAAGACAAAAUAAGGUUUAAAUUUUAGU